This is a messenger RNA of Owenia fusiformis, 1043 nucleotides long. The record is from the annotation of a GenBank genome assembly. NCBI's taxonomy places the organism in Eukaryota, Metazoa, Annelida, Polychaeta, Sabellida, Oweniidae.
CCUGAAUAUCUGUUAUACGCCCAGGAAGAAGCAAACGAAAAAUAAAGUAGGAUGCAGACUAUAAAGUGUGUAGUGGUAGGAGAUGGUGCUGUGGGUAAAACAUGCCUUCUCAUAUCCUAUACAACAAACAAAUUCCCAUCAGAAUAUGUCCCCACUGUAUUUGACAACUAUGCUGUGACUGUAAUGAUCGGAGGAGAACCAUACACAUUAGGAUUAUUUGAUACCGCAGGGCAAGAAGAUUAUGAUAGAUUACGACCCCUUAGUUAUCCACAGACUGAUGUCUUCCUGGUUUGUUUCUCAGUCGUUUCUCCAUCAUCAUUCGAAAAUGUAAAAGAAAAGUGGGUUCCAGAGAUUACACAUCAUUGUCAGAAGACACCAUUCCUUCUAGUUGGAACACAAGUUGAUUUAAGAGAUGACGCAGGUACUAUAGAAAAACUAGCAAAAAACAAACAGAAACCAAUAACAGGAGAACAAGGGGAUAAACUAGCCAAGGAGCUACGAGCAGUUAAAUAUGUAGAAUGUUCAGCUCUAACACAGAAAGGUCUAAAGAAUGUAUUUGAUGAAGCAAUUUUAGCCGCAUUAGAACCUCCAGAGCCACCAAAGAAGAAGAAAUGUGUUCUCCUAUAAAGUGACAGACACUUAUACUAUAAUAUACAACUUCGACCCCACAUUAACAUGGAACACACACACACACACAGGAUAGACACUACAUACACAACUCUGGCUGCAACACCAACUAAUAGGUUUAUGUGACAGUAAAAGUCUGCAACUUGGGAGUAUGUCAUAUAUGCUGGUUCGUGAUACAGUAUGAUAAAUAUGACUGUGUGAUACUUGGAUGUUGUCAACCAUUGAGCAUCAAAUGAAUGCGAAUGGAUUAUUGAAAACUUUAUAGAAGCGAGGAUCAACAAUUUGACUGUCUGCAAAUAAUAUAAUAAUGGAUAUCGAUAUAGACAUGCCUUAUCUGUUGGCUUAACCUUGACGUUAGUAUCUAGAAGAAUAUGAGAUUUAUCCCAUUUGUGUAUUUGGAUAUAUACCUGUUCUAC